AUGGGGGUAAGAAGUACAGUGAGAAGGUCAAUGUCAGUGGUGCAGGCGGCGAUGAAGGAAAUUAGACGGAGCGUGACGUACAUGCCUCGACCCGGGGACGGAGCGCCGCGGGGGGUGACGCUGAUACCGGGGGAUGGAAUUGGGCCUCUGGUGACGAACGCGGUGGAGCAGGUGAUGGAAGCCAUGCACGCCCCCAUUUACUUCGAGAAGUACGAGGUGCACGGGGACAUGAGGCGUGUGCCGGAGGAGGUGCUGGAUUCGAUUCGGAAGAACAAGGUGUGCUUGAAGGGUGGUUUGAGGACUCCGGUGGGUGGGGGAGUCAGCUCCCUCAACGUUCAGCUCAGAAAGGACCUCGAUCUCUACGCUUCCCUUGUCAAUUGCUUCAACCUCCCCGGCUUGCCCACCCGCCACCACAACGUCGACAUCGUCGUCAUUCGUGAGAAUACGGAGGGCGAAUACGCAGGUCUCGAGCACGAGGUCGUUCCCGGCGUCGUCGAGAGCCUCAAGGUUAUGUCCAAGUUCUGCUCCGAACGUAUUGCAAAAUAUGCCUUCGAGUAUGCAUACCUAAACAACAGGAAGAAAGUCACCGCCGUUCAUAAAGCCAACAUCAUGAAACUCGCUGACGGUCUCUUCCUAGAAUCUUGCCGACAAGUUGCAACCAAAUAUCCUGGUAUCAAGUACAACGAGAUUAUCGUUGAUAAUUGCUGUAUGCAACUUGUCUCCAAACCCGAGCAGUUCGACGUUAUGGUCACUCCUAAUCUGUAUGGAAAUCUAGUGGCUAAUACGGCAGCUGGAAUCGCCGGAGGCACUGGUGUCAUGCCUGGAGGAAACGUAGGGGCUGAUCAUGCAGUGUUUGAGCAAGGUGCUUCUGCUGGAAAUGUGGGAAAGGAAAAGAUGGUGGAGCAGAAAACGGCAAAUCCUGUUGCGCUGUUUCUCUCCUCCGCCAUGAUGCUGAGGCAUCUUCAGUUUCCUUCAUUUGCUGACCGCCUUGAGACUGCUGUGAAGCGCGUGAUUUCAGAGGGGAAGUACAUGACUAAAGAUCUGGGUGGAGACAGCACUACACAGCAGGUUGUUGACGCUGUCAUUGCCAACCUCGACUAG
Messenger RNA from Sphenostylis stenocarpa, 1101 nucleotides. The record is from the annotation of a GenBank genome assembly. Lineage: Eukaryota; Viridiplantae; Streptophyta; Magnoliopsida; Fabales; Fabaceae.